Nothoprocta perdicaria is the source of this 921-nucleotide messenger RNA. RefSeq names its product gem nuclear organelle associated protein 6 (gene GEMIN6). The transcript has 3 exons. NCBI's taxonomy places the organism in Eukaryota, Metazoa, Chordata, Aves, Tinamiformes, Tinamidae. The record is from RefSeq and is a predicted model, not a curated record. Gene Ontology annotation, biological process: spliceosomal snRNP assembly; spliceosomal complex assembly. Bases 55 to 558 code for a protein of 167 amino acids. Gene Ontology annotation, cellular component: nucleus; SMN complex.
GCUCUUCCCUUCGGGAGAGCGCGGCCGGGAGCUCCUGUGGUAGACAUAGGAAAUAUGAAUGACUGGCAAAGGAAAAGCCCACUAGACUGGCAAGGCUACGUGGAUAAACAAGUGAAAGUCGCAGCAGCCGAGAAGCAUGAAUAUGAAGGUUGGGUCCUAACAGUGGACCCAGUUUCUGCUAAUAUUGUCCUGGCAAGUUUUCCUGAGAAUGAAAAGACAGUAAUUUCAGUUGUCUCAGGCCACGCUAUCCAGGAUGUCCAAAUCCUUAAAGAAGCAGAUGAGGAAAUGAAGCAACGACUUUCUCAGAUAUUUGCCCCAGAGGAGAGCAAAACUUAUAGCCCGGAGGAGCUGGAGAGGAGGAAGAGCGGCCUGAAGACGUGGCUGGAAGCCAACCACAUCCCCGUGACAGAGCAGGGCGCGUCGGGGGAGACGCUGUGCGUGGCGGGCGCGCUCACGGUCGAGCCACCCUACGGCCCCGAGGAGUGCAGCAGCUCCAACGAGAUCAUCCUCGCCCGGGUCCAGAGCUUGAUACAGGGUUAUUUCGAAAAGCAGCCGUGAUGUUCAGAGUGCUUGUAUAUAGGCGUUUAUGUUUAGUCCUCCUUUAGGAGCUAUGCUCACAACAUGCAAAACUGCAGUGUUUUGUUGUUGUUGACUGUUACAUACUGAGAAAAGGAUGAAUCUGGCAACAUCAACUAAAAGCAGRGGAGCAUUUUGCAUACGCUUCUUUUUAUUAUUAAAAGUGUUGAUAUCUAAACCUACAUCUAUGAGCAAAUAUUGUGGCGAUAUCUUCAGAGCUCAAAGAGAAAUUUAAGCUGUUUUCCUCUGUCCUUAAUUCUAUGCCAUUUUCUACUGGAGUAGGCACAUUUCAGUGAACUGUGUUCUUCACAGAAAGAGAAUAGCUGGAAUAAUAAUAAAAGACAA